This is a messenger RNA of Ilyonectria robusta, 2243 nucleotides long. Its product is annotated as MBOAT, membrane-bound O-acyltransferase family-domain-containing protein. The transcript has 3 exons. Gene Ontology annotation, biological process: ergosterol metabolic process. The record is from RefSeq and is a predicted model, not a curated record. Gene Ontology annotation, cellular component: endoplasmic reticulum membrane. The coding region runs from base 150 to 2015 and encodes 621 amino acids. NCBI's taxonomy places the organism in Eukaryota, Fungi, Ascomycota, Sordariomycetes, Hypocreales, Nectriaceae. Gene Ontology annotation, molecular function: ergosterol O-acyltransferase activity.
UUUUUUUUUUUUUUCCUUUUUUGUAUUCGCUCCUUGCUUUGCUCUCGCCCUGUUCCGAGCCGGCCGAGACAUCACCACCACGCACCAAGAUCGAGAUUUCUGUACUCACAACGACUGGGAGCACACGCGACACACGCAACACCGCCAGAAUGAGCCCGUCGGCUGACGUCACGGCCACUGGCCACGCCAACGAGUAUGACCAUGUCCUCCGCCCGCGCCCGCGCAAGCCGCAACAUUCGCAGGUCUCACAGUUCCGCAUCUCCUCUGCCAGCGACGGUGAUGGCCACCUCACCUUGACACAACCGGAUGGCCUCAGUGCCACUACUAGUGGAAUGACGAGCGGCCGUUCCACACCCAUCCCCGAUAACGCUCCUCCCUCCGUCAAGUCUCUCUCCACCGUCCGCAAACAACUCCGUGCCGAGCAGCGCCGUCGCAUCUUCCCAACGAUCGAAUUCGCUUCGCGAGUUAGCCACUUCGACCCGACUAGCGACUACCGAGACUUCCAUGGCUUCUUCAAUCUCUUCUGGAUUGGCCUUGCCAUCAUGGGCAUCACGUCGAUGCUGCGCAACAUGAAGGACACUGGUUUCCCGCUCCGCUUUCAGAUCUGGAGCCUCUUCACUGUCAAGCUCUGGCACCUUGCCGUCGCCGACUUCCUUAUGGUCGCUACUACGGCUAUCAGCUUGCCCCUACACCGAGCUGCCCGCGCCGCACCCGAGGGGGGUGCUAUGGGCUGGAGCCGUGGUGGCAUGGCGCUCCAGAGCAUCUUCCAGGUCGGCUGGUUGUCCCUAUGGAUCGCCGUCCCCUUUCUCCUCGAGUGGACAUGGACCGCACAAGUCUUCUUCCUCUUACACACCAUGGUCCUCCUCAUGAAGAUGCACUCAUAUGCCUUCUAUAAUGGACAUUUGUCAGAGACGGAAAAGCGACUCCACGCUCUGGACAACCCCACUGCCGCUGACCGUCGCCCGGCCUAUCUCUAUCCUACUGCGGAUGGUGCGGUAGGUUCCGAAGGUGCCUCCGGCGGAAGCUCCGGCUCUAGGUCCCGUAGUAAGAAGCGCCGUCGCCAAGCAAGUCGACGAAGACAGCAGCAGAACCAGCGACCUCGUCCGGAGAGCGACAGCAACAAGAGCAACGAUGACGACGAGAUCAGCGGCCUCACGAGCAUCCACCCCCAGCCGCCCUCCAGCCCUGGCGCCGGCGCCAGUGCCAACACCAGCGGCGACGAAGUUGAAACUCUGCGGGAAGAACUCGCCCGCGAGCUCACCAGUCCCAUGGGUAAUGUCACAUACCCUCGUAACCUUACCUGGUCGAACUACUGCGAUUACAUCUUUUGCCCGACUUUGUGCUACGAGAUCGAGUACCCCCGCACUUCCUCUAUCAACUGGACAUCGCUUAUCGCUAAGAUCGCAGCCACGUUUGGCUGCAUCUUCCUCCUCACCAUCAUUUCCGAAGAAUUUAUCCUGCCUGUCCUCGUCGAAGCCUCAACACGUCUCGAUGCCGUUCCCGCCGUCUCCUCCGUGUCCGAGUCAGCUCUCAUCCUCGCCGAGACCAUCUCGUGGCUCCUCUUUCCCUUUAUGCUCACCUUCCUCCUCGUGUUCCUCGUCAUUUUUGAGUACAUCCUCGGCGCCUUCGCUGAGAUCACCUAUUUCGCUGACCGCCACUUCUACUCGGACUGGUGGAAUUCCACCGACUGGAUGGAGUUUUCUCGCGAGUGGAAUAUACCCGUUUACAGCUUUCUUCGCCGCCAUGUCUACGGCGCUUCCCGCCCCCGCGUCGGCAAGAGCGGCGCCACGGUCAUCACAUUCCUCAUCUCUGCUGUUGGCCACGAGAUUGUCAUGGCAUGCAUUACUAAGAAACUCCGUGGAUAUGGCUUCGUCUGCCAGAUGCUCCAGUUGCCCAUUGUGGUGCUUCAGCGUACCCGAUGGGUCCGCGGCCGCGAGACCCUUAACAACGUCUGCUUCUGGUGUUCUAUGAUUCUUGGGCUUAGCUUGAUCUGCGCCCUUUACGUCCUCGUUUAGUCUUGACACACGACACCACGCUUUAUAGAAUGCACCCAUCCCCUCCGAUUACGCGAGGGGGCAUGUACAAUACCUAAACUCUCAGGGGACAUAUCUCUCAUUUGGAUUUUCCUACUCGGCUCUCUGAUUCAGGCAUACACCGUUGCCUUGGAACCCACAUGUACAAUAAUACGAAACGGACUUUGGAAGAAGGCAUGGCGGAAGGAAUGGAAGGACGGAAGGAAGGAA